CUGUGGCACUGCCGGUCGCCAUCUUGAUUUUUGGAUUCAAGUCUUGAUCUUUUUUUCUUGAAGACUCAAAACACCGAUCAGUUACCAAUAAAGAAAAAACGCUUGAAUAUAGUUGAAACUUGAUUGUAACGAGAGGUUGAAAGCUAGUGAGAACGGCGGAUUGUAGGAUUUUUCUUCUUGUCGUCUAACUCGUGAUAUUCUGUUUUGAAUAAUGAACAACAAAAAUAAUUAUCAUGAAGACCUUUUUGAAUACAUCAAAGUUAGUGAAGACGAAGAAGAUUCUAAUGCUGUAGAGAUUCCUUGUGAACUAGAUGGGACUCUGUUGCUGUCGACGUUGGUAGCUCAGUUUCCUGGGGCGUGUGGAUUGAAAUAUAGACAUCGCGAAACCAAGACGAUUCGCGGUAUUCGUCUUAGCGAUGGCAAGUUGCAUCCGCCCAGCGAAGCGGGAUGGGGCAAACUUUUGUAUAUUUGCGUGUUCCCAAAAGAAAAUAAGCGUAAGAUGGAAGAUGUGUCACCUGAAAAUUCAGCAGCAAAAACAAAGCGCUUGGAGAAGAAGCUCACUUGCUCAGACUUAAUAUGUCUGGGCCUGCCUUGGAAGUCAACUGAAGAAUCUAUAAAACAAUAUUUUGAGCAAUUCGGUGAAGUCGUAAUGGUUCAAUUAAAACGAGACAAAAACGGUUCCUUUAAAGGCUUCGGUUUUAUACGGUUUGCUACUUACGCCUCACAGAUGAGAGCCUUAGCUCAAAGACACAAUAUAGAUGGUCGUUGGGUUGAUGUUCGGAUACCUAACUCAAAAGAAGGAGUUGUCCCUCAGAUGCCUUGCAAAGUAUUUGUUGGCAGGUGUACUGAAGAUAUGACAGCAGAGGAUCUUCGGAAAUAUUUCUCAAGCUUUGGUGAAGUGACAGAUGUAUUUGUUCCACGUCCAUUUAGAGCUUUUGGCUUCGUGACUUUCCUGGACCCAGAGGUGGCGCAGAGUCUUUGUGGUGAAGACCAUGUUAUCAAAGGCGCAUCAGUUUCUGUAUCUAGUGCUGCACCAAAAAUCAAAAGCAAGUCCAAUCAGAUUUGGAAGGAUGAAUCUUAUGGUUCCAACAAUUGGGAUGGUAAUAGGCCUGGACCCUCUAGUGGGUCGAAUGGCAAUGGAAACAGUAACAACAUUGAUACAUUAAACAUGCAGAACUUAGGAAUAAAUCCUAAUGGUGGUCCACCCGCCAUUAAUUUACCAAUAAGUCUUGUUGCUGCAGCUCUCAAUCAAGCUGGCUGGGGUGGGUUUUUGGGAGGGCCAGGUAAUACAGGUCCAAAUAACUGGCAAGGUGGUCCUCCUCAAGGCAGCUCAGGUAAAAAUUGGAACAGUAGUCAAAGUUGGGGACAAAAUGGACCACCUCCAGCUUGGAAUCAGGGUAACAAUCCUAAUUGGAAUGGUGGGAAAAAUGGUAAUUGGAAUCAAGGGAAUUGGCCGAGUGGACAGGGGUGGGGAGGUAAUGGCGGAGGUGGAUCUGCAGGCUCAGGGGGUCCGUGGAACAACAAUUCCCAAAAAUGAGCUGCCACAUAAGAGUGAAACAGAUGAAAACGGAUCAAACUUUCUUGAUUUGAAAGAAGUUACAAGGAAAGAUUGCAGUUGGAGGGAUUGGAGAUCUAAGAAGAGAAAUAUGGGUGAUGCUGAUGAAACUAAAACAAAGUUAUUUUAUUGUAUAUUUUUUAUUAAAAAAUGUCUGUUUAUUCAGUAAUUAAAAUUUUAUAUUUACACAUGGAUGUUCAUUUUCACUAAAAGAGACAAAUUACUAAACUAAAACUUCUUACCACAAGCUUGAUAGUCUUUAAUCGAAUUAUUACAAGAACUAGAGCACUUGAUACUCAUGGUAUAUCACAGCAAGCUAUAAAAAUAACAUUUAAAAUUUCCUGUUUUCCAUUGCACUUCUUAUUUUAGGUAAAAUAUGCCACACAGGGAAAACUUAAAGAUUAAAAAAAAGUUUU
Maniola jurtina (meadow brown) is the source of this 1971-nucleotide messenger RNA. RefSeq names its product TAR DNA-binding protein 43-like. Gene Ontology annotation, cellular component: nucleoplasm. Gene Ontology annotation, molecular function: RNA binding. The record is from RefSeq and is a predicted model, not a curated record. Gene Ontology annotation, biological process: regulation of gene expression. The coding region runs from base 212 to 1537 and encodes 441 amino acids. NCBI's taxonomy places the organism in Eukaryota, Metazoa, Arthropoda, Insecta, Lepidoptera, Nymphalidae. The transcript is spliced from 3 exons.